This is a messenger RNA of Astyanax mexicanus (Mexican tetra), 1265 nucleotides long. It is a transcript of the gene txnl1, whose product is annotated as thioredoxin-like 1. NCBI's taxonomy places the organism in Eukaryota, Metazoa, Chordata, Actinopteri, Characiformes, Acestrorhamphidae. The record is from RefSeq and is a predicted model, not a curated record. The transcript has 8 exons. Bases 149 to 1018 code for a protein of 289 amino acids.
CGUCAUGCCCAUGCAAGAAAGCGGUGGAGUGUGCACUCGCGGACGGAGCCGCUGCUGUGUUUAAAACUGUGUUUGUGUUCUUAUCCGUGCGGUUCUUUUUCUCUGGUGCUGCUUUGACCUGAAUGGUUAGACGGGUCCUGUUUUAAUCAUGGUCGGGGUGAAGGUCAUCGCCAACGAUGCCGAGUUCCAGCCCGAGCUCGCGAGCGCCGGCUCCAGGCUCGCCGUUGUGAAGUUCACCAUGGCAGGGUGUCGGCCAUGUCUGAGAAUAGCUCCAGCCUUCAACAUGUUAAGCAGCAAGUACCCACAGGUUGUUUUUCUCGAGGUUGAUGUACAUGUGUGUCAGGGAACAGCUGCAGCCAACAACAUCUCCGCCACACCAACGUUCCUGUUUUUCCGAAACAAAGUGCGGGUGGAUCAGUACCAAGGAGCAGAUGCUUCAGGCUUGGAGGACAAGAUCAAGCAGCAUGUAGAGAACGAUCCCGGAAGCAAUGAGGACUCAGACAUUCCUAAAGGAUACAUGGACCUCAUGCCAUUCGUGAGUAAAGCUGGGUGCGAAUGUCUUAACGAGAGUGAUGACUGUGGCUUUGACAAUUGCUUAAUUAAAGACUCAUCCUACCUGGAGUCAGACUGUGACGAACAGCUUCUCAUCACGAUGGCUUUUACUCAACCUGUAAAGCUCUUCUCUAUGAAACUGCUGGCCUCAGACUUAGCUCAAGCCCCGAAGUGUGUGAAGAUCUUCAUUAACCUCCCACGCUCCAUGGACUUUGACGACGCGGAGAGGAGUGAGCCCACGCAGGCACUGGAGCUGACUGAGGAAGACUACAAAGAAGAUGGCCUGAUCUCGCUCAGAUACGUCAAGUUCCAGAACGUUAACAGUGUGACUCUGUUCAUAAAGUCAAACCAAGGUGACGAGGAAACGACAAAAGUGAACUACCUGACGUUUAUAGGAACUCCAGUGCAGGCCACAAACAUGAACGACUUCAAACGGGUUGUAGGGAAGAAGGGGGAGAGCCACUGAGCAGAUGAAACCUGAACGUGGUCACACACUCACUCUCAAUUAGAAAGCAGCGUGCUGGAACUGUACCACUGCUCUCCAUCAGAGAGGUUAAGAAAAUGAUGCUGAAGAGAGAAAAGGAAUAAGGAGAAAGAGAGUAGGAGAGAGAAAUCGCUUCUUUGGCUCAAUGAGGCAAAGCAUUCUCUGCAUUUUUAUCUACAAAACGCCCAAAAUGAACCUGUAAAUAAAGUGAAUCCUUUUUCAAAGGCAA